Molecule: messenger RNA, 2844 nt
Organism: Spodoptera frugiperda (fall armyworm)
Lineage: Eukaryota; Metazoa; Arthropoda; Insecta; Lepidoptera; Noctuidae
Exons: 2
Source: RefSeq, a predicted model, not a curated record
AAAUCGGUUCGUGCGUUCAGGAGUUAUAUCGUCAGGAAGAAAAACUCGACUUAUUUUUAUAUUAUAGAUGACACAAUCAAAGAAAUCCUCAAUACAAAAAUGAGUUCGUCAUUUGCCCUGCUACUGCGAGGGGAACUGCAGAAUUAUAAGAGGAAGAAGCCUGGUCGCAGGUGGAACAUGGAGACUAAAAUAAUAGCAUUGAGGCUCUACAAGAGGUCACCAACAAGCUACAAAUUGCUCAGGAGAAUGAUUUGUUUACCAGCACCCAGCACAUUAAAAUCCCUCUUAAGUAAAUUUAAGAUGAAUGUGGGGACACACAAAAUAAUACUAACAAUGUUGAAAAAAACAACAAAACACUUUAGCCCCUCUGAACGUGAGUACAUAUUGUUGUGGGAUAAAAUGUCCUUAAGAAAAAAAUUAUGGUACAAUCCUAACCCUCUAUGGCAUACUAGGGCUAAGGCGGAUUUAAUUGAAGGAUUUCAAGACCAUGCUACACAAGGUAGAUCUCCACAGGCAGCUUUAUAUGCCCUUGUGUUUAUGGUAGUUGGAGUUAGAAAGUAUUUUAAGCAGCCAGUGGCUUAUUAUUUAUCAAGUGGUUUUGUCACAGCUGACAGACUAUCUGCUUUGAUUAAGGAGGUAUGCAUGUCUCCGACAACAGGCAAAAACACCCCACAAAAUGUCAAAGACGUACAAGAGACAAAAUAAUGCUUAUGAAUGCAAAAAAAAAAUGUAGAAACGGAACGCACCUUUUGACAUUGACAAAUUUAAAAGUUGUCAAUGAAAGUUUUCGUAAAAACAGCGGUCGUUUUCCCAAAAGUUGGAGAUUCUAUGCAAAUAUGCCGAAAAAAAAUCCGGUAACUACUAAAAACUUCUUAAUCUUGUAACUUUAUGAUGUUUUCAAUAUAUUUGUUGUUAUAGUUAUAAUGAAAUUGUGUUGGUGUGGUGGGAAUUAAGGUGCUUUGGGGUAAGAUCGGCGCAGGGUAAGAACGUACAAAUCAAAUUUCCCACUUAUUUGGCUAUAUGAUGAUGGUGAGACCAAAAAUAAUAUUGAUGAUUCGAAGAAAUAUAGUAUUGGGGAUACAGUUCUUGUUAGAUAUUUCAAACGAACUUGGACAUAUUACGUUGGGUAUCAUUGAAAAUAUUGAUAUCAAUUCCAAUCCAAAUAUGUACAAAAUAACAUUCUAUAGAAAUGUUGGCAAGAAAAACAACAUAAAAUUCAUUGAGUUAUAAUGUACUACGUACUAGAGAAGACGCCUCAACUCGAUUGUUUGUAACACGAGUUAGAGCGCGCGCACUCCAACUCACUUAGUCUGCCUUCUAAAUUAUGCCUUCGUGUGCAUUGAGAUACUGUUCACACAAACAAACAUAAGUAAAAGUCAUGGAGUGACUUUUCACCAGUAAGUUCAUUUAUUAUCUUUAAAACACGCUUAAUUGAAUUAUAAUUUUUCAAUUGCAACGCGUCACCGCGGCGGCGGCCAUGUUUACGUAAAUGUCAAAGAGUAAAACAUUUGUAUGCGUAGACUUGACACUAUCGACGUAUAUACGACGACGAUAAUAAUGUUAAUGUUAAAUGUUGGAUUUAAAGGUUUCCUCGGCCGUGUCAGGAAACAAGAGAAUUAUGGAUUAAAUUUGUCCAGAAGGAUCGCAGCGAAGAAACGUGGUUACCUUCAGAUUAUUCACGCAUAUGUUCCGUGCAUUUUCAAGAAAACGACAAAUACACCACAAAGACAGGAAGAGUGUACUUAAAGAAAUCUGCAGUACCACGCGAUAACGUAAUUAUAUUACUGAAUAAUAUUGCUGGGAUUUUUAUCUUGUUUUGUGAUUAGAAAUAUUUACUUUUUGUGAUGCCCCGUAAGCCGUAAGCAUACUGAAGUAUGCUUACGGGACUUGUGAGAGGCGUAACUAGUAUAAUAUACUAGUAAUACUAGUAAUAUAUAACUGAAGAGGAACAAGAAAAGUUAAAAGAUCACAUCCUAGAAAAGAAAGCAAGCUAUAGAAGGUUUGCUGCUCAUCAAAAACUACAUAGUCUUAACAAUGAUACUGUCACUUCUAGUUUCGACUUGCAAAAAGUCUUAAACACCCCUCAUGGGGAAAGUAUGUUACUCUAUUAUUCACGAAAAUAUGCAGUCUAUAAUUUUACUAUUUACGAAAGUAGUACUCAAGAUGGAUAUUGCUUCACAUGGGGAGAAAGUGAUGGAAAAAAGGGCAGCGAUGAAAUCGCAACUUGCUUGUAUCAAUAUUUAAAAAUUGCUGAUGAAAAAGGCGUUCGUAAUUUACUGUUCUAUUGCGACUCGUGUGGGGGACAAAACAAAAAUAAAACCGUUCUAGCCACAUUAAAUUAUUACUUAAUGUUUUCUAAAUCUAGCCACAUUAAAUUAUUACUUAAUGUUUUCUAAAAACUUACAAGUUAUCCAAAUAAACUUUUUACUGCCGGGACAUACUUAUAUGCCAGCAGAUUCAAUGCACGCUACAAUAGAGAGGGAAGUUAAAAGAAUCAUAGUUUGGAGUCCAUCUCAGUGGCCUUCAUUUUUUCAAUCAGCUAGAAAGCGGCCAAGGCCUUAUAUAGUCAAUGUGAUGGACUACUCAGAUUUUUUGAACUGGAGUGAAAUAGCGUCAAACACUUUUACAAAAGAAACCUUAAAGAAUAUUAAUUGGAGAAACAUUAGAGUAGCAACCAGUACCGGCGUUAGGGUAGGGCGCGGUUGGGCGACCGCCCAGGGGCGCCGGAUCAAAAGGGGCGCCGCAGGCCGCGGCGCCCAUUUUCGUCCGGCGCCUCUAUCUGAUUCUUUAUAAUUUUCCACAGGCACCCCCUUAUUGUUCCCUCGCUCAUUGAGCAAGGCCCAC